GCAUGCGCGUUGGGUUUGACGUGUAUUUGUUUUGUUAUGAAGUUGACGUUUUAUAAAUACGACGACCGACCGGCAGUUUCUUUGACGUUUCGAAAGGUUAUAGUGGUGUAAAAUAGAUUUGUAGAUGAAAAAUAUUUUAUUAGUUGAAUGAAAAAACUUUAUAAAUUAUAACAAUGGAGAGAAACGAAAGAAAAGCAAAUUCUCGUACACAUUCAAUUACCUUGGACCGCGACUCAAAGUUUUUGCUGCGAAAAGUUCUGAUGGAUUUUACGAUUCUUCUAAUUGUUGGGUUCCUAAUACUCGCGUUUUUCCUAUGGGGCUCUCCCUACGAGAGGGGCUUCUUCUGCGACGACGAGUCUCUGAAGCACCCUUACAAAGACUCCACAGUCACUAAUGUCAUGCUGUACAUCAUCGGGAUCGGUCUGCCAGUGUUCACGAUGUGCCUCACGGAGUGGAUAAGGCUGCGUGACUUCAAAGGCGGUCGCUCGCGAGUUUUACUCGGCAAGGAGGUUCCCGCGUGGCUGUGGGAAGUGUAUCGCGUCGUUGGUGUUUUCCUCUUCGGCUGUGCAUGUCAGCAGCUCACCACCGAUAUUGCCAAGUACACUAUUGGGAGGCUGAGGCCGCAUUUUCUCGAUGUAUGUAAGCCGGACAUAGACUGCACCCUCCAGGAGAACAGAUGGCGGUACAUUGAGAAGUUCACCUGCUUGGGCGCUGAUGCCAAGCUGCUCAAGGAGAUGAGGCUAUCCUUCCCCAGCGGGCACUCCUCCUUCUCCGCUUACACUAUGCUCUAUUUCGCCAUGUACCUCCAGAAGCGCUUCGUGUGGAGAGGGUCCAAGCUGCUGCGGCACGGGAUCCAGUUCACGAUGCUGAUGAUGGCGUGGUACACGGUGAUGUCCCGCGUCUCCGACUACAAGCAUCACUGGAGCGACGUCCUCGCCGGUUUCUCUAUCGGACUGGUCUAUGCCGUUGUUGUGUUCCUAUUCGUGUCCGACUUGCGUAAAACACCUCGUCGACAAACAGGCGCUCACGACAAUGAGCUGACGACCAACGGAAACACUCGGUCAGCUCCCGCGUGGCAGGUCUGACUAGCAACCUCCCAGCACGACCCUAGCACUGAGGAGGGGGGAUGACAUAUCGCCACAACUUCCCCCUACACGGAUUUCUAAGGUCUGCGACAAUGACUAUGCAUUAUAUAGUACAGUGACUGUGUUGUAAAUUGUUUUGAAGAAAAUGAACUGAAUAUCAGUGAAGUUUUGUAAUUUAUUUAUAAUUUAGAAUAUUGUAUAAAAUUGUAAUAUUUAGUAAUGAAGCGACACUGGUAAAUAUUGCUUCUACACCUCGUUGUCUACAGGUAUCUUAUCUCUUCUGUUUUUAUUAAUCAUUUAUUCUUCAUCAUGAAAUUACUGGGCAAAUGAGACCUGACAUCUUAUGUCUCAAGGCGAGCAGUUGUAGUGCCGCUCAGAAUUUUCAGGUUUUGCAAUAAUCCGAAGCGGCACUGCAUUGUAAUGGGCAGGGCAUAUCAAUUACCAACAGCUGAACAUCCUGCUCGUCUCGUCACUUAUUUUCAUUGAAAAAAUCUUCUUCUGUUCUGUACUACUACGAUAUUUUUCUUCAUAAAUGUAACUAACUAUAGUAUACAAUAAUAACUAUUCUAAUCCUACUGGUACAGUCCAGAGAUCGACGCGUUCAAACAAAAACUUAAGCCUUAUAAAAUUUCAAAGGCUUGUUUGAUUCAUCCUAAACUACAAUUAAUUUUGACAGCCUUAUAAAAUCUUUACUGUUUUUUCCCUACCUGAAUUCGAAAAGGGUAGCCGUCAUGUCAUAGCUGUCUAAUUUCAUUGUGGUUACAAUAUAAAGAAUUUGGAAUUUUGCGUUUUUUGUUUACUUGAUACGGUAUAGUUUUUAUUAUGAACUAAACGCGAUCUAUUAUUAGGAUGAUGAAGGAAUGAAGGAGGAAAAGACAUAAGCUUAUAAUGCCUAUUACUCGGCUUAGUCGAGUUAGUGAGUUUUUCUCGAUGUAAAUGCUUUUACAACAAGAUCCCAGAAAAUGUUCAAAACAAAUGUAUUACGAAAUUCAAAAGAAUUGUUAAAAACGAUUGUGUGGUAAAGGUUACUACCACAUAGAUGAUUUUCUUAAUGAUACCACAGAUUGAGAUUGGAGCGACCGCCUUCAGGCUAUUAAAUAAUAAGUUCAAUUGUACGAUAUUACUUUGUAACCAAUUUCUAAUAUGAAAGAAGUUUCUUGCUUCCGUUCUUCUAAGUUCCGAGGCAAACAUUUUUAAAUGGGUGGUAGUUUUUGACUUUCAAUAAGUAAGUUCAGUAGUAAUAUCAUAUCCUAUUUUGAAUAAAAAUGUUUGAAUUUGAUGGCUGGAAGAAGAUUGUGUUCACUACAUAACGAAUGUUGGGAAAAAACUAGCUUGGCGUACAUUCCACUAUCACAUUGGAGAAGUAUUAAGAGUCUUCACCUUAGAGACCACUUUCCCAUGAAAACUUUCUUGACUCUUUUCUCAUUGGUUGUUAAACCUAAAUCAAAAUAAUUUUCAAAUUGUUAUUGGAAUAUAUUUUGUUUACCUCACAGAUUAUUUCACAUGACAUAAGUGCACUCGGCUCCUUUGCACAGGAUGCCAGCUAGAUUAAAGGUACCACAACGGCACCUAUUUCUGCCAUGAAGCAGCAAUGUGCCCGUAGCUAGUGAAAUUACUGGGCUAAUGAGACUGCCACUCAGAAAUUUCGGGUUUUAAUUUGAGAUCCUGAGCGGCACCUUAUUGUAAUGGGCAGGUCGUAUCAAUUACCAUCAGGUGAACGUCCUACUCGUCUCUAUUUUCAUAAAAAUAAAACGGAUGUCCUGUUAGAACUAGCUUUGAUAUUUUCAGGCCAAUUUAGAAUUGCAGUUAAAUCAAAUGAUAUGAGAAUUGACAUUUAUUAAAGAACGAAUAGGUAAAUCAAAGAAGACUGAACGAAUGAUUUACGUAUCGUGGAUAUACAUAUAAAUAUACAGUUCAAUGCAUAACAUAUUCAUUAGUUUACGAUUCAUGUUUUAUUGCACAUAUCUUAAUAUAUAUAAAUUACGUGACACGUUGUUUGUCCGCGAUGGACUCCUAAUCUAAUGAACGGAUUUUAAUGGGGAUUACUUCAUGGAGUGCAGUUUGGUUCAAUAUGAGAGAUAGUAUAGUUUUUAUUUCGAUUUGAGACCCAUAAUUAUUUUUAUUUUCAAUAUUUGUUUUGUAUGGACAUAUUUUCUAUGAGAGAAUUUAGUGACGCACGGUUUGACAGUUCCGCUGUGAAACAAUUUCAUUGUUACAACAGGGAGCAUAUUUUACAAAAUAAUUCUUGAUCUUUUGAAAUAUUAUUGGCAAAUUCCUAUAAAACAGUAUUUUUUUUUUAUUAUCUACAGAACAACGUCUGUCGGGGCAGCUAGUAAGACUAUAUUUUAGUACUGACUAUGUUAGGCCUUAUAUGUAUUGGGUCAGGGUUGUUAAACUUUGCUAAUAAUUGAAACUAAAAUGCCGGGUUGAAAAGUAAAACUUUCUAAAAAUAAUACCACAAGAAAUAAGAAAGACACUGGGAUCGCAUAUCGUCAGUAAGAAUAUUUUAUUAUUUUCAAUGUAAAACAACACGAAACCUAUGUUACAAAACUUGAAAGAUGCCAUUGAGU
Leptidea sinapis is the source of this 3655-nucleotide messenger RNA. RefSeq names its product putative phosphatidate phosphatase. Gene Ontology annotation, biological process: signal transduction; phospholipid metabolic process; phospholipid dephosphorylation. Gene Ontology annotation, molecular function: phosphatidate phosphatase activity. NCBI's taxonomy places the organism in Eukaryota, Metazoa, Arthropoda, Insecta, Lepidoptera, Pieridae. The record is from RefSeq and is a predicted model, not a curated record. The transcript has 6 exons. Bases 174 to 1085 code for a protein of 303 amino acids.